AUGCUCACCCGCCGGAAUGGCAGCGGCAGCGGCGGCCAGCCCUUGACAAAGACGGCCUCGCCCUCACCAGGCGCGAACCACGGCGGCGACAUUGGACGACGGAACGAGGCCCCCGCAGCUGGUGCUGCGGUUGUGCAUCACCUGACGCGACGACGGACCAACAGCGUGAUCCGACCUCCUCGUCGGCUCGACUCGCCCUCGCCUGAUCGCACGUCGUCGAUGUCGACUGGCGCGAGUGCCGCAGCCGGGGCUCAAUCACGCUCGUCCGCGGUGACUCGCGCGGGCGCAGGCGGAGGCGCUGCAGGCGCGGCCGCGACGACGAGCAGCAGCACGUCGAGCACGACACAUCGACACGGCACGAGGCUCGCCAGCGCCACUUUCGCCUCGGCCUCAGGAUCACCGUCGCACGCCGUUCCGAGCCACACAACCACUACAUCAACACCAUCAACAGCAACAACAACUACAACCACAACCGCGUCCUCUUCUUCUUCCUCUUCGCACUCUACCCCGACCCAGUCUAACUCCGCUUCCCACGCCGGCCCUCCCCGCCGGGCGCCAACGUUCCCCCACAAUGAUAGCUACGUGCCCAACGCGGCAACUGGCCACCCGCGAGAUUUCAUCCCGCCGGAGCUCGACUUUCCUCCGCCCGCGAUGGCUGCCAAGGUGCGCCAGCAAGACGCCGACGACAAGCUCCUCAUGGCCAUCUGCGACGUCCUACUCUCGCAUGACAACCGCGCACUGUGCCCCAAGGAGAUCGCCGAGGUCAUGUUCGCUCGCGACUGGCUCAAGUCCGCGUGAGUCGCUUAAUCUUACUCUUGAGGGUUUUUUUCUCCCUUCCUCCUUUCACUCGAUGUUGGGUGAACAUCACUUUCAUGCUGCCAUCGUCUUUCAAAAAAAAAUCAUAUUUUUUGGGCCUGAUACAAUGGUACAUGACCCACCGAGUUUGUAACGCGUCACUGACCCGCUCUCUUUUUUAUCCUUUCGAACCCCGCCUUCGCACCUCGUCAUUCCGUCGAUCGCCCGGCCUCUCGAUCUCCUUAUCCGGGACGGCGAAAAAAACUAAACUAAACUCUCUCCCAAUCUGCCCAUCUUUCAAAAUGCGAUACAUGCAGUGGUACCACACCUUUUGCCCACAUCUCGACAUGCAUUCGAUCACAUACAAGACGUGCACAAAUCGCCGACCCACCAUAUCAACCGCUGCUCGUCCCCUUCGAGCUCGUCGGAGCGCUCUCCCCGCACGAGGUCACUGCCGUCGGCUUGGUGGCAGAGGAACGCCCCGCGGUUAAGAGGGGCACGUUGUGGUAUCUCAACGAAGCCCUGUUUGGAUCGGGUCUCGGUGUGGAGGAUCCCUUCGUCCGGUGUCGUCGAGCCGCCGGCAUGAGCACUGCCGGCCCGGCUUCGCUCCGCGCCCGCGGGCUGGUGCCCCUGUCGACCUUGCAGACCGACGACGACGACGGUGAUGACGGAGGCAUGGGUCGAGGAAAGCGAAAGCGUCGAGCUUCAAGUGCGAUGCUGGCUGCUCUUACGACCGACAUUGACUCGACCUCGGUCGCGAUGAAUACACGGCCUGCAAUGCUUCUUACCGGCCACCGAGGCGCUGCGGCACUGCAAUCCUCGCACCAUCGGCGCAACCAGCCCACCGCACCCUUAUUAUCAUCAGCCCCCGCCAAAUCGGGCCUGCCAAAGCUGAGGUUACGACUGACCUGCCUCGAGGAGGUCGAAAACGACUCCGACGGUUUCACGAGUGACGCAGCUCGCCGCCGACGGGCCAGCAAGAAAAAGUCGCGACGUGGUACGAGUGCUGGAGCAUCCGAGGCCAGUGGCGGCCGAUCCGUCAGUGUCGAAUCAGAACUCAUCGACGCUAACCGGGCUGGGCACUCCUCGAGUGAAGACGAUGACGUGGAGGACCUCAUGAUCGCUCGAGACAUGUCGCGAUCUUCAGGAAAAUACUCGUCGGCCUCUUCGUCCGCUCUCCUUGCCCAAAGUCUGCUUGCCGCUUCAACCUCUUCGCCUAUGCCUCUCAUCUCCGAUGGCCCUAGACAAGAUGCCGUCUCCCCCGAUUCGCUGCAACUCCCGUACGCCAGCCCGGCUGGCGGUGCCUCUUUCCGCCCGCACCGUCGCCACCACCUCUCAAUGUCCGCCCCCUCCCUCGUCUCACCCUUCUUGUCCGCUCGGUCCCCUGAAAUGGUUAUGGAGAUCGAUGAUAACAUGGGAAUUCCCCAGAGAGCCCUCCCAGAUGCCGAUCGACUCGACUCGGCGGACGAGGACGAUUUUCACGAGGCGAUGCUUCGAGGCGACGAUUUCGAUUUUGAGUGGAGCUCCGAGUCGUAUACGUCCAACAUCACAUUGCCGCCGUUCUCGUCCAAGUCUCGCUCGCGUGAGAUGUCACCAUCCCUGCCCGAGGGUGCCUUUGACUUGAAGGACGAAAUCGACGAUGCGGCUUCGACCCCGGCGACCACGCCUCGAUCACCUGCGGGCAGUGAGGAACCCGAACUUGGACCAGCUUCUGCCGCUGCCGCUUCCAUCGACGGUCUAGGCAAGAUGGGUAUGGAGGAGACGCUCUGCGGAGCAUAUGCUGGCAAGACGGAUGACUAUUCCGGCAGCCAAACCAUUGAGAUUAAAGUGGAGGACACUGAGAAUGGUGAGUCGGGUGAAAUUUUUGUGACGACCCAAGCAUAGUUGCCACAGUCGCUUACCUCUUGCUUUCUUAUUGGUGCAGAACGUGUCCGCUCGACCGACUCUUUGACUUCGCUCGUGGACGAGGCCAUGUCGGCCGAGCCCGAAACGCCCGUCGUUGCAGCCCGUACUGUCGACGAAUCGGCUCUGGCCGUCCCGCUUCCUUCGCCUCUGGCCCUCGAUCUGCCGCCCAUGCUCGCAUUGACGCCUUCCGUCGAAUACGAUUUUGUCGGUCACGAGGAGGAGCAGCAUGCCCCUUUUGGCGCGAACUCUGCGUAUGAGGACAACGCCGAUGACGAAGAGGAGGAUGAAGACGAUGACCUCGUCACCGUCAAGCUCGAAGACGGCGGAUCCAUCUUUGCCGACACAGGGUCGUCAUCCGCCUCCUCUCGAUCGUCUUCGACCUUCCCCUACUUUGACUCGCUGAGUCGACGCAUGCAUGCUCUCCGCAACUCGCCAUCGAGUUCGGGCAGUUCGGAGAACGGCGAUAUGUUUUGCGAUCUGACCCCUACCGUCGUCAGCAAGUCGAUGCUCGCCACCGGUCUACCUGUGCCCCAACAAGCGCCGAGCCCACCCGAGACGACCGACUGGGGACUGCAGCUUGACCCUGACGAAUUCGAACUCGACAUUAGCCACUCGGCCGACUUCCUCGGUCCCGAGGCUGUUGGACUCGAAGAGCUCGACCUUGCAUGGGGCGGCGAAGACGAGGAACAAGCCGAGUUCGAGACGGACGAGCAGUUCAAGCUCCGAUGCGAACAACGACUCAAAACUCGCAUGAUGGAGAAGGUUGCCUCGACGCCGACGUUUCUCACUGGUUGCCGCCCCUCGACGCCGCGUAGUCGGUCCCACAUCUCCAAAGCAUCAUCGCCGACUCCCGCCGCGCUUCGCGCAGCAUUGCACGCCGAUGAUGACGAGGAUGACGCGGGACCUCCGCCACCGCGUACCUCGGCUAAGCGCGAGCCGUUGCGUCCUUGCGAUAUCAUUGCCGAUAGCGAAGGCUCCGACGAAGAUCUCUAG
Molecule: messenger RNA, 3693 nt
Organism: Microbotryum saponariae
Lineage: Eukaryota; Fungi; Basidiomycota; Microbotryomycetes; Microbotryales; Microbotryaceae
Source: the annotation of a GenBank genome assembly